Molecule: messenger RNA, 1488 nt
Organism: Lacerta agilis (Sand lizard)
Lineage: Eukaryota; Metazoa; Chordata; Lepidosauria; Squamata; Lacertidae
Gene: TNFRSF11B
Product: TNF receptor superfamily member 11b
Exons: 5
Coding region: 208-1419 (403 amino acids)
Biological process (GO): signal transduction
Molecular function (GO): protein binding
Source: RefSeq, a predicted model, not a curated record
AAAAAAAAAUCAAAAAGAAAUUGAUCGUGGGGAGGGAAUGAGUAUUCAAAGCUGAGCCAAGGUUUCCUGUUGCAUGGGGCUGCAGAUAUAUAUAUAAACGAGCUUUUAAUGUGCUGGGCCAGUGUUUGCAAGCUGCUACGAGACCAGAGCGCUCCCUUAACUGCCUGAUUGCUUUCCCAGAUCCCUGAGGGUUUGAAAGCAACCACAAUGAACAAGUUCCUGUGCUGCACACUUGUGUUGUUGGACAUAUCUGUGAAAUGGACUGUCCAGGAGGACCUUCCCCCAAAGUACCUCCAUUAUGACCCAGCAACCUCCCGUCAGAUAUUGUGUGACCAGUGUCCCCCCGGAACCUACGUUGAGCAGCAUUGCACGGCUUCGUCGAAGACCGAGUGUGCCCCCUGCCCGGGUCAGUUCUACGCAGACGAAUGGAACAGCAACGAUGAGUGUCAGUACUGCAACGUGGUGUGCAAGGAGCUGCAAUACGAGAAAGUCGAAUGCAGCAGCACCCAGAACCGUGUUUGCGAGUGCAUCGAAGGACGGCACCUCGAACUGGAAUUCUGCUUGAAGCACACAGCAUGUCCGCCGGGAUAUGGCGUUGCUGAGCAAGGUACCCCUGAAAGUGACACGGUUUGCGAGAGAUGCCCAGAAGGCUAUUUCUCCAAUGAAACAUCAUCCAAGGAAGCUUGUCAAAAGCACACCAACUGCAGCGCGCUGGGUCUCAAAAUGGUGCGCAAGGGAGACUCCACACGUGACAAUGUUUGCCAGGGAGAAAAAAGUGACAAAUCAGAUCAGAAGUGUGGAAUCGAUGUGACCUUAUGUGAGGAAGCAUUCUUCAGGUUUGCCGUUCCAACAAAACUCACGCCCAGCUGGCUGAACAUGCUAAGGGAUAGUCUGCCAGGUAUAAAGGUCAACACAGAAACUACAGAAAGGCUUAAACAAAGGCACAGUCCUCAGGAACAGACCUUUCAGUUACUGAAAUUAUGGAAGGAGCAGAACAAUGGUCACACUGCGGUCAAGAACAUUAAGCAAGGUAUUGACCACUGCGAAAACAGUGUCUCAAAACACAUUGGCCACCUCAACAUCACCUUUGAGCAGCUCAGCAUCCUCAUGGAAAAUUUGCCAGGGAAGAAAGUAGGGAAGGAAGAAGUCGACCGUAUUCUGAGGCUGUGCAAAUCUUCCGAGCAGAUUCUCAAGCUUCUCAGCUUGUGGAGAGUAAAAAAUAGAGACCAAGACACCAUCAAGGGCUUGACGUAUGGGCUGAAGCAUUUGAAAACAUACCAUUUCCCCAAGACGACGAUCCAAGGCCUCCGGAAGGUGGUCAAGUUCCUCCACAGCCUCUCGAUGUACAAAUUAUACCAGAAGCUUUUCUUAGAAAUGCUAGGAAACCAGAUCCAUUUGGUGAAAGUGAGACACGCAUAGUUUUAGCUAUCCAAUAUUUCAUACUCUACUUGCUGCUAGCAAUAACGAUUUCAUUUUUGUAUGUGGAUA